GUCCCGCCCACAUUCAUGACGCAGCUAGUGAAACAUGGCAGAUUCCACCGAUGACAAGCAGAAAAUAUCAGCGCUUCUCGCUGACAUUUUGAAUGAGAAACAGAGCUCUGAACACUUGCAGGUGUUGAAGACGUUUACAAGUGCGUUGAAAGAUGCAGAAUACAGGGAUGCCGUGGGGGAGGACGUUUUCUCUGAUCUCCUCAAGGUCCUCACCAGGCUGUUUGAAGGCCUGCAGAGUGCGAGCGAAAGCGGCGAUGACGACGCGCGGCCCUCUGCCCUGCAGCUCCAGCUCGCGGCUGAGUGCUUCAGGUCCCAGAGGAACUCCUGCGUUCAAAGCCCACGCAACCAGAAACUGCUCAGGGAGCUUGGAUUCAUUGGUAUAUCCCUUAAACUCCUAAGUUUUCUUCAGACCCUAAAUUUGGAGACCAAAGACGCCUUAUAUGAACCUCUUCGCUGUGGGAUCCAGUUUCUUGGAAACCUCGCUGUCGGAAACCAGAUGAGCAAGGACGAAGUCUGGCGGCUCAGCUUCCCUGACGUCCUCCUGCAGCUGCUCUGUAUUGACGAUGAGAAGGUGGUGAACUACACCUCUAUGGUUCUCCACACUUGUCUGGAUGAGGCCAAAGUGGAGGAUCUGUCAAAACCGCAGAACAUCAAGCUGGCUCUCAAAGUGAUGGAGCUGUGCAGGACCCAGCCUGACCUGGACUGGACUGUCCUGAUGGCAACUCAGCAUUUUCUCAAAUCUUCAGCUCUGGUGGAAAGCAUGUACUCUGGGAUGUCCCAUCACGACAGAGUAACUCUCUUGGAGCUGCUGUUGGCCCAGUUAAGAGAAGAGGGUUCAGAAGGCUGUGGCAUUCCCCCCAGUGUGGCCCAUUUACUGGCCAGUUCCUUCCAGAAAGGUUGCGGGGCGGUACUCACGCUCGCGACGGGUUCUGCUUCCAGCAACGAGGUCCUGCAGGAGGCGCUAACAGUGAUAAGUCUGCUGGACGUGCUGUGUGAGAUGACCUCAGACCACAAGCAGUUCAUGUUCCUGCAGGACCAUCCCGAUCUUCUAGAGACUACCGUUGAGCUUCUGGAGCAAGUGCAUGCCAUUGGGAAGGCCAGUAGGAAUAUCUUCAGCGCCACUCAGAACUUCUCCGCCUUUAACGGAGAGGAAGACCCGGCCUCGGAUUCCCCGGUGGUCAGCUUCAAGGCCCACCUCAUCAGGCUCAUAGGAAACCUCUGUCACGGCAACGCCAGCAACCAGAACAAGGUAAGGGAACUGGAUGGCAUCCCGCUCAUCUUGGACAACUGCAACAUAGACAGCAACAACCCUUUUAUCAGCCAGUGGGCCAUCUUUGCCAUCAGGAACCUUCUGGAAAACAACCAGCAGAACCAGGAGCUGGUGGCUGCUCUGGAGAGGCGCGGCCCGGUGGACUACUCUGCACUCAGGGAGCUUGGGUUCCUCGUUGAGGAGCGAGAUGGGAGCUUGCUGCUCAAAACCGCGAGGAAAGACUCCUAAAGACGUCAGAAGAUGAAGGUUCUCUCGACCCAUCAGCGGGUUUUAAAGCAGAGCAGCUAAAAGAAUUUGCAUUUACCCAGUAGAGAUGCUUUUACUCACAAUACUUAAAACAGAAAAGUCUCUACAAUGAACUUUUCUACCUCUCCAAAGUUAUUCCACAUUGACUGAAACCCUACGAGGUCUGCAUGCUAUAGACACAGAUGUCAGGAGCUCCAAGUGUGGGGAAUGAGGAGUCGGUGAGUGGCAAACACAUCCUGGCACCUCUCCGAGACGCCGAUGUUUUGUGGUUUAAUCCAAAGACAAGAGCACCGCGGGGUCGAGGCUUUCUGGCUUUUCAAACAUGGUUCGGGUUACCAGCAGGAGCUGGCAUUUAAUCUCAGGCCCAAACGUGGCUUUUUGCCGUUACCAUGAAAGAGAAUGUCUGAAACGUGAUGUAAUCUACCCCCUCGUGGCCUCGCCUAAUUAAAAUAUCAUGGCCGCAGAAUGAAACUCUGCUUAUUAAACCGCUUAAAAUAACUGCGUGUCCGACUAGACCUAUUAUUAGGAUUGUAGGGAGAAAACAUCUAAUCCAUGAAUAAAACUUGAAGCUGUGACUGAGA
Molecule: messenger RNA, 2097 nt
Organism: Poecilia reticulata (guppy)
Lineage: Eukaryota; Metazoa; Chordata; Actinopteri; Cyprinodontiformes; Poeciliidae
Gene: atxn10
Product: ataxin 10
Biological process (GO): neuron projection development
Cellular component (GO): cytosol
Source: RefSeq, a predicted model, not a curated record